Colletotrichum truncatum is the source of this 360-nucleotide messenger RNA. RefSeq names its product BTB/POZ domain-containing protein. NCBI's taxonomy places the organism in Eukaryota, Fungi, Ascomycota, Sordariomycetes, Glomerellales, Glomerellaceae. The record is from RefSeq and is a predicted model, not a curated record.
AUGCUCGCUGCCGCGGACAAGUAUGAGUUGCCGUCGCUGAAGCGGUACGCUGCGCAAAAGUUGAAAGCUUCGGCGGAUGAGUUUUGGGAUACGGAAGGGUUUACGAAGGCGAUAUUCCAGGCGUAUGCGCCGAAGUCGAACGUUGAUGAUCUGGCGAAGAGGGUCUUGGUUAGAGUCGCGGCAAAGCAUUCACCCGAGUUAAGCGAAAGGUCAGGGUUCCAGCAGCUGUUGGACAGAUUGGGAAAGUUUAAUACCGAGUUUACCGAAGCGAUGGUCAAAAAAGAAGGGGAUGAAAGUGGGCAUUUACCAUGUCUGUAUUGUGGGUUUGUUAGUGAGGCAUGUAAGUGCUCGAACAUCUAG